CUCUCAACUGUGUGCUUCUCUGUGGAUCAGCUGCAGUGAUAUAAUUGGUCCCAACUAUCACAUGCAAGUGAAUGUCUGUGUUCAACACCAGGGUGCUGAGGUGAAGGACAAGAUUUUUAGCUGGUGCGAAAGAAAAAAAAAAGUGGCUGUCUAAGAUGGCCAGAAUCCCUUGCACACCCUUUCUUCUCAGGUCGGUAGUGUUCGCCCUUGGCUUCAUCGUGGUUGUCUUCAUUGCUUUCCAGUUGCCUGAGUUGAAAAUGGAUCACAAACUCAAAACAAUGUCAAAGUACAUCUCAAGUUUGGCAGCCACCCCGGAGCCAGCCACGAACAAGUGUGGGCUGCUCAAGCCGUGUCCCUUUGGACACCUUGCCUUCAAGAUGACGAGUGGGGCGGCCAAUGUGAUCGGGCCCCGGAUCUGCCUGGACGACAAACUGUUAAUGAGUACUGUGAUGAACAAUGUGGGAAGAGGAAUCAACAUCGCCCUGAUUGAUGGAAGAACGGGGGGAACUAUCAGGAGAAAGCAUUUCGAUAUGUUUUCAGGAGAUGUGGCUCAUUUAAUUGAAUUCCUGAAGAAAAUUGAAGAUGGGACGGUCGUAAUGAUGGCUUCGUUUGAUGAGCCCUCAGUUAAACUCAACGAUGAAGCCAGGAAAUUAAUUGCCGAUAUGGGCAGCUCAUACAUUCAUGAACUGGGCCCCAGGGAUAGCUGGGUCUUUGUAGGAGCGAAAUCAUUGAAGGACAAGAGUCCAUUUGAGCAGCAUUUAAAGAACGACCCAGUGAAUAACAAAUUUGACGGCUGGCCCGAGGUGGUGGGGAUGGAAGGCUGCUUACCGCAAAGAGAAGACUGAUAUCACCACUUUUGGAGUGGUAGGGGUGAAGAAAGUCCAUUUUGCACCUACAGUUUAAAACUUCAACAUCAACAGCAACAUCUCUUCAGAUACUAGGAGGAAAAGUGGAGCUGCUUGGAUCAUUUAGAGUAGGAAACUCUCAUGGCUUUAAAGUCUUUUUUUUUUUCUAUGCAUAGAAAGCAUAUUGGCUUGUAAUUUCAGCAUCGAUUAGAGGGGCAUAUCAUUUCUUACUGGCUUACUACAAUUUGUGAUAGAGUUGCAUUAUUGUACGGCUGAUGAUUUAUUUAAAAUAAACAGUUUCUUUAAUCCA
Mugil cephalus (flathead mullet) is the source of this 1155-nucleotide messenger RNA. RefSeq names its product protein FAM3C-like. The transcript has 10 exons. The record is from RefSeq and is a predicted model, not a curated record. Lineage: Eukaryota; Metazoa; Chordata; Actinopteri; Mugiliformes; Mugilidae. The coding region runs from base 156 to 845 and encodes 229 amino acids.